Molecule: messenger RNA, 1406 nt
Organism: Paramormyrops kingsleyae
Lineage: Eukaryota; Metazoa; Chordata; Actinopteri; Osteoglossiformes; Mormyridae
Source: RefSeq, a predicted model, not a curated record
CGCUGUGCAGUCGCCUCUAUAUAAACACACAUGUCAAGCAGCAACUUCGGCGUUCCGCGCUCGCCCCUGUAAAACAGCAGCAGGUUUUCAGGUUCGCGCGAACGUCUGGGUGGAGAAAUACUGCCGGGAACAUCGCCGCGGCGCCACAAUGAAGCAGAAAAUUGAAUUUAAUUAGACCCGAGGGGUGGGGUUGAAAAGAAGGCAGCGUGUGAGCCUGAGAAGCGCUUGCCUGUUUGUGAAGGGCACAUGAGUGCUAAAGUGCUUUAAAGGGCGUGAGAGCGACAUGUCCGGGGAAGGAGCGCAGCCGCAGCGCUUCUCCAAAGUGCCGGGCAUCUGCCAGUGAGGACGGUGCGCUCCGGCGGUGCCCCAGCCCCGACCUCCGCAUCACCACACCUCCAGCACCACGAAACGGAGCUGCGCUUCCUCAAGCGUUCCGCCGUUUCUCUUCCGAAUGCUGGGAGCCAUGCAUGAGAAGUACACCCUGACCUCCCCCGAGAGGCUGCCCCGGGACGCCGAGGGAAAGGAAUCGGUGUUCGCUGGAGGAGCUCUCCCAAAGCGAAGGAUGCUGGUGGGACUGGAUGUCAUCUGCCUGCUCGUAGCAUCCAUCCCCUUCUUCGCCUGCGAGCUGAAGGCCGUUACCCCGUACCAGAGAGGGUUAUUCUGUGGGGAUUCCAGCAUCACCUAUCCGUACCUGGACAGUGAGGCUAUUCCAGACGGGCUUCUCAUCGCUGGGGGCAUCAUCAUCACGGGGCUGACAAUCGCACUGGGUGAGUGCUGCCGCGUCCGAUUCUGCGGCGUGAAGUCUCGUGCUUUUGUCAGGAACCUCUACGUGUCUACGCUGUACAAGGAGCUGGGAAGCUUCCUGUUUGGCUGCUGCGUCGGCCAAUCGAUGACCAACGUGGCCAAGCUGUGCGUGGGGCGCCUGAGGCCACACUUCCUGUCGGUGUGCAACAUCACAUAUACCUCCCUGAACUGUACCGUCGGGACGUACAUCCCCCACAUCACCUGCAAGCAGCCAGACCAUGCGAUGGUGGAGGAGGCCAGGAAGUCCUUCUUCUCAGGCCACGCCUCCUUCGCCAUGUACACCAUGCUUUACCUGGCGUUCUACCUGCAGGCUCGGUUGUCAGGGUCCGGGGCCCGCCUGCUUAGACCCUUGUUGCAGCUCCUGCUGGUGCUGCUGGCCCUGUACACUGGCCUGAGCCGCAUUUCGGACUAUCGGCACCACCCCGGCGAUGUGCUUACCGGCUUCCUGCAGGGGGCGCUCACGGCCUGCUGGGUGGCCUUCUACAUCUCCUCCAUGUUUAAGAGCUCGCAGCCGGGCCUGUCGCCCACCAGUGUGUCCCUGGACGUCUCCCCAAGCAGCCAACAGACGGUGUGCUAGCAUGGAGAGAGGAGGGGGGGCGGGG